Molecule: messenger RNA, 1984 nt
Organism: Scutellospora calospora
Lineage: Eukaryota; Fungi; Glomeromycota; Glomeromycetes; Diversisporales; Gigasporaceae
Source: the annotation of a GenBank genome assembly
AAUGUGGAAAUAAAAAUUCAAAAUCAUGAUCUUAAAACUGAAGUAAAAGAAUAUAAGAAAUUAUUAUUAGAAUCUGAUAAAGCAUUACAAACUCUUCAUCAAAAUGGUUCUACAUGUCUUUUACAACAUGGUAUGUCUCCGUCAGAAGAAGCUGCUUAUCGUAAAGCUAUUAAUCGAGCUGAAGAUCUUAGUCAAGAAAAUGAUCGUAUUCAACGCAAAUUCACUGAGCAACAAAGUGAAAUAAAACGUCUUCGUGAAUUUGUCAAAAUGUCAAAACCUGAUAUUAAUUUAGAUGAUGAUGAGUUUUUAGAUCAAAGUAUUGAACAUAAACAAUUAAUAGAAUUGGUAAAUCGUGACAAUCGUUUAUCUGGUGAUCAAAAUAAUAACAUUGCAACUCUUAAAGAAUCCUUACGUAAAGAAAAAGGUGAAAAACAAGCUAUUUUAUUUGAGGCUGAAGGACUUCGUCAGCAAUUACUUAAUAUCAAAAAUCAAAUGGCUGAUUCAAAUAUAAGUAAAAAAGGUGUGUUGGAAAUAGAUGAUGAAAUGACUGAUGAUUGGGAAAUUACAAAAAAAAUAAAUGAAGCUAUAGAUAAAGCAAGGCAGGAGGAGAUCGAAAAGAAUAAUACCUUAGUACAACAAUUAAAAGCGCAAAUUACUAGUCUAAAUAAACAAUUGGCUUCGCAGACAAGUGAAAAUGAUGAUUUAUGUUCUGAAUUAGAAUUGAUUAAAAGUCGUCCCCUUAGUACUACUUCGUCGCGUGGUGAUAUUUCUUCGCGUUUCCUUAAUGGUGAAUUUAGUGAACAAUAUGAAGAGAGUCUUGGUCAUUUACGUGACAAAGUAGCAGAGUUGACACUUCAACUUCGCGAGAAAUCUGUGGAAGUCGAACAAUUGGUAAUAGAAUUGGAAAGAAACACGUUAGCUCAUUCUACUUCUGUUCAAGAUUUCGAAGAUCAAUACGAGGAAGAAAUUGUUAUAAUGAGAGAUCAAUUGGAUGUUCUACAAAAUGAUAAUGAACAAUUAAUGUAUGAACUUGAUGAGAUGGAUCGUAUUUGUCAAGAUAAUGAUUUACGUUAUGAAGAAUCAAAAGCUAAGAUAGAAAGUCAGCAACGUGAAAUAUUGGAAUUAUCUCAAUCCCUUGAGAAGUAUAAAGCUGAAUUAGAAAGCAAAUCAAAAGAAUUGAUAGACUUGACAGAAGCUUUGAAAAAGUGCCAAGCUGAAUUAGAAAGCAAAUCAAAUGAAUUGGCAAAUAAAUCAAAUGAAUUAGACAAUAAAUCAAAAGAAUUGGAAAAUAAAUCUAAAGAAUUGGAAAAUAAAUCUAAAGAAAUGGAAAAUAAAUCAAUAGAAUUGGAAAAUAAAUCAAAAGAAUUAACUGAUACUAAAGAAACUUUGAAAAAGUAUCAAACUGAACUAGAAAAUAAAUCAAAAGAAUCUACAGAUUCGAAUGAGACUUUGAGAAAGUAUCAAACUGAAUUAGAAAAUAAAUCAAAAGAAUUAAUAGAUUCAAAAGAAUCUUCGAAAAAGUAUCAAACUGAACUAGAAAAUAAAUCAAAAGAAUUAACAGAUUCGAAAGAAUCUUUGAGAAGGUAUCAAACUGAUCUAGAAAAUAAGUCAAAAGAAUUGUUAAAUUCAGAAGAAUCUUUGAAAAAGUAUCAAAACGAACUAGAAAAUAAAUCAAAAGAGUUGAUAAAUUCGGAAGAAUCUUUGAAAAAGUAUCAAACUGAACUAGAAAAUAAAUCAAAAGAAUUGAUAAAUUCGGAAGAAUCUUUGAAAAAGUAUCAAACUGAAUUAGAAAAUAAAUCAAAAGAAUUAAUAAAUUCGACAGAAUUCUUGAAGAAGUAUCAAGCUGAGUUAGAAAAUGAGUCAAAAGAUAGGGAAAAACAAGCUGAGGAAAGGCUCAAUCUUGAAAAACAAGGUGCCAAAGAAAAAGUUGAAUCUUUGACUGAAAAUAUCAAAGAUCUUGAAACUCAAUUGCAAGCUCAGAACC